AUGAUGCAGAAACAAGAGAGCUACCGACUCGGAUGUCUAAGAUUGGUUGAACCAGAGUGGGAGACUUGGUACAAAAUCGAUAGAUCAUGUUUUGGUCAUAUUUGUAUGAGAAGAAUUUCUUUGGGAAAUUUAGCGGUCCCGAAAGCGUACCCAGUAGCGUGA
This is a messenger RNA of Heterobasidion irregulare TC 32-1, 162 nucleotides long. RefSeq lists its product as uncharacterized. The record is from RefSeq and is a predicted model, not a curated record. Lineage: Eukaryota; Fungi; Basidiomycota; Agaricomycetes; Russulales; Bondarzewiaceae. The transcript has a single exon. Bases 1 to 162 code for a protein of 53 amino acids.